Molecule: messenger RNA, 932 nt
Organism: Sesamum indicum (sesame)
Lineage: Eukaryota; Viridiplantae; Streptophyta; Magnoliopsida; Lamiales; Pedaliaceae
Product: organelle RRM domain-containing protein 2, mitochondrial
Biological process (GO): chloroplast mRNA modification; cytidine to uridine editing
Cellular component (GO): chloroplast
Molecular function (GO): RNA binding
Source: RefSeq, a predicted model, not a curated record
UCUGCAACAAACGUACCUAAAAAUCCUUGGUAUGCUAAUCGCUUCACUUCAGACGAAGGCAAUCAGACCGGAGAAAAUGGCCAGCACCACUUUCCACCACCGCAUUCUUCCACAUGGUUUUCUGGCGCCAUCACCGCAGGCGGCGGCUCCACCAGUUACGUUAUCGAAGUUCGAAACAAAAAGGCGUCUUCACUCCCCACCUGCCCCUCUGCUGUCUGCCCGCAGCAAUCUUCCAUAUCGACUCCAAAAUUGUAAUUCCCACGUGGCCUCAUGUCUUCCUUCUUCGUCUACGCCUUCGUUUUCUCCGCCGAGAUCUCGAACAAGACUCUUCGUUAGUGGACUCUCGUUUAGGACGACGGACGAGAGCUUAAAAAAUGCAUUCAAGAACUUUGGUGAGCUUGUGGAAGUGAACUUGGUGAUGGAUAAAAUAGCAAAUAGGCCGAGAGGCUUUGCAUUCUUGAGAUAUGCGACGGAAGAGGAGUCUAAGAAAGCUAUUGAGGGAAUGCAUGGGAAGUUCCUGGAUGGUCGAGUUAUUUUUGUUGAGGUCGCAAAAUCUAGAGCUGAGCUUCGUCAAGGAUCCAGCCAGAACCCUAGUUAGAGCUGAACUGGUGUUCUGAAAGUACCAAGCCUCUAUUCUUGACAAUGGCAUUCAAGAAACCGCCACUACUGCUAACAAGACGAUAGUCCUCUGUUCCCAUAUACUCACCUUGAACUGAUUUUCUUGUAUGUUUUGGUCACCUGUGAUUCAGCGGAUGAUACAGAUCAGUAUCGGAUCUUCAAUUCGCUAUUUUUCUGCAUAAAGUUAUAGUAAUGUAUACAUUGGUAUUCUCCUCACGUUCUGUACCUUCAAUUUUUAAUCUACAGGAAAAAUGUUAGAAUAUGAGAGAUACCUCUUCCGGUGUAAUCUAUAAAACCCUUGAUAGUCGUUGAAA